This is a messenger RNA of Gongylonema pulchrum, 414 nucleotides long. The record is from the annotation of a GenBank genome assembly. NCBI's taxonomy places the organism in Eukaryota, Metazoa, Nematoda, Chromadorea, Rhabditida, Gongylonematidae.
CCUUUUCGCACAUACGCUCUUUUUUAUUUUACAGUUGUUUCAAUAUCACGCAAAAAUGUGAAUGUGGCAUUGGUCCUGGCAUUUUUGUACAAAUUGGUGGAAGUGUUCGAGGAUUAUUUCAAAGAUGUUGAGGAGGAAUCGAUUCGGGAUAAUUUUGUGGUAAUCUAUGAGCUGCUCGAUGAAAUGAUGGAUUUUGGUUAUCCGCAAACAACGGAAGGAAAAAUUUUACAAGAGUUUAUAACACAAGAGGGCCAUAAGCUAGAGUCGGCACCGCGACCACCAAUGGCUGUAACAAAUGCUGUUUCAUGGCGUUCUGAAGGUCUAAAAUAUCGUAAAAAUGAAGUAUUUUUGGAUGUCAUUGAAUCCGUAAAUUUACUGGUAAGUCACUUAAAAUUACUGGGCCACUCAUUUUGA